ACGAAAACAAACCCCUUUCGGUCGGUCGGUCGGCUGUUGUUCUGUUGUUGUCGCGAUGGUGGGGCGGUGGUAGUGGCAGUAGUGAACACCGGCACCAUGACAGAGAGGGGGGAGUGUAGCGUCGGUAGCGGCUCGGACCCACCUAACCCUACCGGGUUGAACGCUUCCACACGUGGAUCGAAAGACUAUUACCUCCUGAGCGAAUGCGGAUGGAGCGUGGUGCGCUGCUGUGCGGGUGAGGUCGCUGAGGGUGUCUACGUUUCGUCCGUCCCACCAUGCCGCCCCUACGACAGCCGAUCCCCAUGGCGCUGCUGGCCGAGCAGCAACUCAUCGACAUGGUCACGGAAGCCGGGGAAGGUCUUGUGGCGACGCCGGGCGACCCCAUGCACACCGCCGUCAUGUUCAAGUUGCACGUGGCAAUGCGGCGGCUGCCCGAAGCGGCGGCGUCCCGACUGAGUCACGCCACCCUGGCUGCGGUGGACAAGACCCUCGUGUACGACGUGCUGGAGAGGGCGACCAGCGAUGUCUUCAUGGCCUUCGCGAGCUGGGGCACCGGCUGGUUCCCGUCCCUACCGUCGGACGACCCCGACGUUCCCCAGCGCCGAGGACCGGGUGACAUCCUCGCGGACAUCGCUGGCCUGGCGGGGAUGCCAACCCCGGUGGACGAGGACGUGGCACGCGCCCUGCUGCUCGUGGCCACGGCCUGCCUCCCCGAGAACACCACUAAGAUCGACACGUUGGAGAUGAGCGCCGCCACCACCACCGCCGUGGUCGCGCAGCUGCCCAAGCUGCAGAGCUUGGAGACGCUGCGGCUUACGGGCGGUCGGGGCUGCGCCUUGUCCAACGCGGUGCUGUACCCGCUGGCGCGCGCACUGCACCACAUGCACCGCCUGAGCGUCGUGUCGCUCGGCCAGAGCGCCUCGGACAACGUGCUGCGCGUCCUGGCGCAGGCCUGCCCGGACACCCUGGAGGACCUGGACGUGUCCAAUAGCAGGGCAGUGACGGACAAGGGUGUGGCCGCGCUGUCUUCCUGUGCCAACCUCAAGGUGCUGAAGCUGACGUCCACCUCCGUGUCGCUGUUGGGCGCCGAGCGCGCCCUGCGCGACCUGGCGUGGCUGCGCGACCUGGGCGAGAUCCCCGACCUGGGCCGCGCCAUCGCCGCGGUGGCGCGCGGCACGGAGGCGGUGGACGGGCAGGAGCUCGGCGCGGACCAGACCGCGCAGCCGAUCAGCAGGAGGGAGGAGCUGGAGAUGCGCGCCUUCAGGAGCGACCGGGCGCCGACCCUCGACAUCCUGGCCGAGCACUGCCCGCGCCUCGAGGAGUUCUACAUCCGGCUGGAGGAGGGCGGCGACUACUGCCGGAUUCCAAACCUGACCGCCAUCGCGAGCGCGGCGCCCAACCUCAAGUGCAUACACAUGGUCUGUCCAGACGAUGGGCGGAUCAAUGAUGUAGCGGUUGAGCUGCUCGACUGGCCAGAGGAGCUCUACGGGACGACCGACAGCACGGAGUGGAGCUCGUCCUCAGCUGACGUCAGGCAGCCCGCGCCCCCGACCCCCCGGCCACCGCCGCCGCUGCCCCCACCGCUGGACAGCGUGACGAUCCUCAAGCUGCGGUGGACCCCUCUGUCGGCGUGGGAUGUGUGGGCCAUCGGGCACACACUGCCCCGCCUGGAGGAGCUCGUGCUGUCCUCGUCGCCGCCCAGCUCGAGCCCACGCUUCCUCCGCGCCCCAGCCCCGGACCAGCGCUUGCCGGAGGACGCCUUCAGCAGAGUGCGGAAGCUGUACGUCGUGGACCUCCUGCCGGAUGCUGAGCUCAUGAUCCUGAGUCGUGGAUUUGCUCUGGAGGAGGCGUGCCUCUGCCAUUGGGACCCUGGGGCGAAGCGGAUGAGUAUGAGUGAGGACGCACUUCUGGAGGCUCUGCGUGACAACCCCCUGGAACAGCUGAGGGAUUUCAGCGUGGACUCGGCUCCAUUCCUGGGAGAGCGCGCCGUCCAGCGGAUGCUGGAAUGCCCGCAGCUGAAGACCCUGUACACCCUCAGCAGCUGGGAGCAGCUCACGCCCGCCCGCCUAGAGCAGCUGCAGGCCGACGUGGAGGGCCGCAACCUGGAUAUCCAGAUGAUGUGAGCCCAGCUGCGACCGGCCUAUCAAGUCUUUGGGAAGGCUGCUACCAACAGCCGCUUUGUGACUGCAGAGAGGAAAGGGUGAGUCAUGCGAAAAGAAUGUUCACUUCUGAU
Molecule: messenger RNA, 2233 nt
Organism: Frankliniella occidentalis (western flower thrips)
Lineage: Eukaryota; Metazoa; Arthropoda; Insecta; Thysanoptera; Thripidae
Exons: 11
Coding region: 276-2123 (615 amino acids)
Biological process (GO): SCF-dependent proteasomal ubiquitin-dependent protein catabolic process
Cellular component (GO): SCF ubiquitin ligase complex
Source: RefSeq, a predicted model, not a curated record